CAACAGAUGCAGGCAGACAUUUGCUCCUGCUUCUGAGGGAGGAGAGCAGGUCAACUCUGCAGGCCUCUUUCAGACAGCUCAUUUGGAACAGAACCCUGCCUGCAAAAUCAAGGCUUUCCAAUUCCCUGGCUAUCCCUAGGGACCACUGGCUACAGACCAGGCCUCAUGAAAACCCCAAAGGCAUCCCAGCGCUCCAGAAGCAUCCGGAGAAAUGCCAGCCAGUGCUAUCUCUACCAGGACUCCCUGCUUCUUGGUAACUCCGAUGACAGCUUUAAUGCUGAUGAAACGGGAGACAGCAGUGAUCCGGAACAAAUCUUCCAGAAUAUACAGUUUCAGAAAGAUCUCAUGGCAAAUAUCCGCUGCAGACCCUGGACCAUGGGGCAGAAGCUGCGGGCACUGAGGCGAGCCAAGGAAAUUGUGCUGAAGUUUGAAGGGAGGCUGACCAGGACUCGAGGCUACCAAGCAGCAGGAGCAGAGCUCUGGCGGAAAUUCGCCCGUCUGGCCUGUAACUUUGUGGUUAUCUUCAUCCCCUGGGAAAUGAGGAUAAAGAAAAUUGAGAGUCACUUUGGAUCUGGCGUGGCCUCCUACUUCAUCUUCCUGAGGUGGUUAUUUGGAAUUAACAUAGUGCUCACAGUGAUGACUGGUGCCUUUGUUGUCCUUCCUGAGCUGAUCGCAGGCCAGCCCUUUGGAAGUACAGCCAGCAAGACCAUUCCCCGAGAGCAGGUCACAUCUGCACAGGAUCUGGACACUGUCUGGUCCCUGGGGGGCUACCUUCAGUACUCUGUCCUGUUCUACGGGUACUACGGAAGAGAGAGGCAGAUCGGGAGAGCCGGCUACCGCCUGCCCUUGGCAUAUUUCCUGGUGGGGAUGGCAGUGUUUGCGUACAGCUUCAUCGUUCUCUUAAAAAAGAUGGCUAAGAACUCCCGCACCAGCCUGGCCAGUGCUUCCAAUGAAAACUACACCUUCUGCUGGCGGGUGUUUUGUGCCUGGGACUAUCUCAUUGGAAACCCAGAGGCUGCAGAAAGCAAAACAGCUGCCAUCCUGAACAGCAUUAGGGAGGCCAUACUGGAAGAGCAAGAAAAGAAAAAAAACAAAAACAUGGCGGUGACCGUCUGCCUGAGAAUCAUUGCCAACAUCCUAGUGCUCCUCUCACUGGCUGGAAGCAUCUAUCUCAUCUACUUUGUGGUGGACCGGUCCCAGAAGCUGGAGCAGUCGAAGAAGGAGCUGACGCUUUGGGAAAAGAAUGAGGUAAGCGUGGUAGUCUCCCUCGUCACCAUGCUAGCACCGUCUGCCUUUGACCUCAUCGCUGCCUUGGAGAUGUACCAUCCACGGACGACGCUGCGCUUCCAGUUAGCAAGGGUCCUGGUACUGUAUCUAGGAAAUCUCUACAGCUUGAUCAUUGCUCUUCUGGACAAAGUGAACAGCAUGAACAUUGAGGAAGCUGCUACUAAAAACAUCACAAGCCACUGGGCAGAUGCUCCCACUUUCUCUGCCACCAGGACAGUGUCUGAAGAAGGGCAGUGGCCCACACCUGGGUCAGGAGUGGAGCUCAGAAGAAACACUAGCACAUGGGUUGCGGAAGAGACAAGCUUUCUGACUUCUAUCACGCCACACACAAAGGCCAACAAGACAGUGCCCUACAUCCAGGGCCCACAAGGCCAGUGCUGGGAGACAUAUGUCGGCCAGGAGAUGCUGAAGCUGUCUGUCAUUGACAUGCUCUUCACCGUGGCCAGCAUCCUCCUCAUAGACUUCUUCCGGGGACUUUUUGUUCGCUACCUAAGUGACUAUUGGUGUUGGGACCUUGAAAGCAAGUUUCCUGAAUAUGGAGAAUUCAAGAUUGCCGAGAAUGUGCUGCACCUUGUCUACAAUCAAGGCAUGAUUUGGAUGGGGGCCUUCUUCUCUCCGUGUCUUCCAGCAUUCAAUGUUCUCAAGCUCAUUGGGCUGAUGUACUUGAGGAGCUGGGCAGUGCUGACCUGCAAUGUACCCCACCAGCAAGUGUUUCGAGCUUCCAGAUCCAACAACUUCUACCUGGCAAUGCUCCUGUUCAUGCUGUUCCUCUGCAUGCUGCCGACCAUCUUUGCGAUUGUCCACUACAAGCCAUCUCUGAACUGUGGUCCCUUCAGUGGACAAGAGAAGAUUUAUGACAUUGUGUCUGAGACGAUAGAGAAUGACUUCCCCACGUGGUUUCAUGCUGUAGUUGGACAUAUCAGCAGCCCCGUGGUGAUACUUCCAGCUGUGCUGCUCCUCAUGCUCAUCUACUACCUUCAGAGCAUCGCGAGAUCACUCAAGCUCAGCAGCCAGCAACUCAGGAUGCAGAUCCAAAACGCAAGUAUCAUCUGAACUCAGCUCUCAUCCAUGCCAACAUCAGCCCUGGCCAGAUACCUACACCUUCUCCAGCAUGAGAGUCCAAAGCAGCUCCAACCCUCAGGUUACAGGGCACAUGCACUGUGGUACAAAGUGACCACCCUCCAAGUUAUUUCUGAGAAUAGCCAGUGGUCACUUGCUUUUGCUGGGAGCAAGCCUGCUGCUCACUUGCACCCUCUUUGCAUGGCACCUCUGUAGACUUUAACAGACUGGUGAAGAGCCACCCCCACAUGGAUCAACUGAGCCCCUAGUACUGUUUGAACCCCAAGCACUCUGCUCUCUUCUUUCCUAUUCUUUAGAUUUGUGUCUGGCAUAGACUCCUUCCCACUUGGAGUACACACCUCUCCUAAAGUAACCAGAUUGAGGUAGAUACCCCCUGGCCUUCCGCUUCUCUGUUUCCUGCUCCCUCAAGGUCAGGAGGAGGCCAGGGACGUAUCCAAAGUACCAAACUCUCUGGGUCGUGUGUAUCCUGAAAGUCAUACUUCCUUAAGUGAGGCCUCCUGCUCACCUCCUGUCUCUCAUCAUCACUGAAAAACAAACCCAUGUACCCUUUUCUCUAGGGAAAGAAAACAACUGCUCCCAUACAUACAAAUUUAUGUAAAGGGGUAACAGCCUGGCUUCGUGAAACGUCAAGUUAGGAAUCCAUUUCCAGUUGCAGGGCAUUUUGUCCAUGGAUAUCUCCCUAGUGGCUCAUUUGUAUUUUCUUUGUGACUCAAACCAUUUCAGGCUGAGCCUCCCUAAUCUAAAGAUCUGAACUGCUUCAGGGCCUGAAAGUCCUGGAGUGUCAACAUGAGGCCGAGUGUAAAAUUCCAUAACAGGAAACUCUUUCAUGUACAAAACUGUCAAAAAUAAUAUCCUAUAAAGUCACCUCCAGGAUGAAUGUGCUCAGUACACGUAAAGCAAAAUGAAUCUCAACUGAGACUUGGGCCUCAUCCCUAAAAUAACCAGAAUAUGAAACUCUGCAGGUCCCAACUCCUUCAGCUACAGGAUACUGUUGGCCUUAGCAGAGUCUCACAUAUGCAUGAACUAAUUGUCCUUCCAGGAAACCCAUCAGGCAUAAAACCUUGGCUUUUCCAUGUCUACAUUUAUUCACUCAAAUAAAAGGUCUCGUCUCUAUGUCCUGAGCAUUCUGUCCUCAGUGGUACUAUUGUGUUCAGAGUAUGACUAAUAGCACAUAAGUCUUUUUCUCUCUCUGCAAAAUAAAAUAGUAACUGCUUCCUCUUAAACCUAAAGCAAACUG
Molecule: messenger RNA, 3604 nt
Organism: Mus pahari (shrew mouse)
Lineage: Eukaryota; Metazoa; Chordata; Mammalia; Rodentia; Muridae
Gene: Tmc3
Product: transmembrane channel like 3
Exons: 19
Coding region: 166-2340 (724 amino acids)
Cellular component (GO): plasma membrane
Molecular function (GO): mechanosensitive monoatomic ion channel activity
Source: RefSeq, a predicted model, not a curated record